Erythranthe guttata (spotted monkey flower) is the source of this 1002-nucleotide messenger RNA. RefSeq lists its product as uncharacterized. NCBI's taxonomy places the organism in Eukaryota, Viridiplantae, Streptophyta, Magnoliopsida, Lamiales, Phrymaceae. The record is from RefSeq and is a predicted model, not a curated record.
AUGCCCGUCCCAGUAAGACGCAGCCCUUUCACCAUAGACAUCCUCAACGAGGUAUUACCUCAAGGAGUGAAGAUCUCGGGGUUACCUCAAUUUGAAGGGACCACCGAUCCACAAGAGCAUAUAGAGAAAUUCAACGCCAUGGCAGAUUUGUAUGGCCAGACGGACACUGCGAUGUGCAAAAUGUUCCGCACCACUCUCUCCAGGAGAGCUAUGAAUUGGUUCAACUCUCUACCCACUGGAUCGAUUGGCACCUUGGCUCGGCUGUCAACACGGUUCACCAACCAAUUCGCCAUCAACAAGCAGUAUGCCAAGACCCCAGCCAGCCUUUUCUCUGUAGUACAGAGAGAUAACGAAACGCUCCGCAACUACAUCAAGCGUUUUGUAGAAGCCGUCCAUGAAGUCCCCAGUGUAGGGCAAGAUAUGCUCUCUGGGAUUAUGAAACAAAACUUGAAGCCGGGUAGAUUCAAAGAAUCUAUCGCCGGAAGGCCUCCAGGCAACCUAGAGGAGUUGCUGAACCGAGCUGAGAAAUACGUGCGAAUAGAGGAAGCUUCUACCCAUGCUCCUCCCAAGAGGAAGAGGGAAGAUGGUCGACAGGACGUUAGAAGACGAGAUGAUAGACAACAAAGAGGUUUAGCAGAACCUCCACGUCCUAUGCAGCCAAAUGCGAAACGAGAAAAGUCGGAUCGCUACUAUCGAUUCCAUAAGGAUAGGGGACAUACUGCCAAGGACCGUGCACAACUCAAAGUAGCCAUUGAAAGAUUGAUCAAGCAGGGCCACUUAGGCGAGUACAUCGAUAAGACUCGAAACAAGCGCCGUGAGGACCUCCCACGCCGAGAUAACAAUCGAGAUCAACCACACAAAGAGAGGAGGGAGGUCAUCGGCGAGAACAAGAUAACAAUGAUAAUCAACCCACCCGGGGAGUCAUUGCCUUUAUCUCCCGAGGACCGGCGGGUGGGGAUUCACAAAAUGCGAGACGCAACCUUGCUCGGUCAGCACGUAUGA